AUGUCUGAGCGGCCCAUCACAACGUUGGAUGAAGGAUGGUCACAGAUGGAACUGGGGAUUGCGAAGCUGAUAAGAAUUCUUGAACAGGUUCCUGGUGAAACGCAAUUCGAUUCAACUCAAUACAUGCACCUGUACACAAUGAUUUACAAUAUGUGCACUCAGAAACCUCCUAAUGAUUACUCUGAAAAUCUUUACGAACGAUAUAAAGAGACUUUUGUCAAGUACUUAACUACAAGAGUUCUUCCAGCUAUACGUGAGAAGCAUGACGUCUUCAUGUUACGAGAGCUCGUUCACAGAUGGACGAAUCAUAAAGUUAUGGUAAGAUGGCUUUCUCGAUUUUUCUUUUAUCUCGAUCGUUAUUUUAUUGCUCGUAGAUCAUUUCGUACAUUAAACGAAGCUGGAGUUGAUUGCUUUCGUGAUAUUAUAUAUGAGGGUUUGAAAGUUCAUGUUAAAGAUGUUGUUAUCUAUUUGAUUAAUCAAGAGCGUGAAGGAGAUGAUAUUGAUCAUACUAUGCUUAGGAAUGCCAAAGAUAUGUUUGUUGUUAUGGGGACGAAGAGUGAUGGUUUAGAUCGUUAUGUGAAAGAUUUCGAAACUGCGUUUUUAGCCGAUACAGCUGAUUAUUAUACCCGGAAAGCUUCUCUGUGGAUCCAAGAAGAUUCAUGUCCCGAGUAUAUGAUCAAGGCUGAAGAGCGUUUGAAGAGGGAGAAAGACAGCGUCGCGCACUAUUUGCACUCCAGUACUGAGGAGAAGUUGUUGGAAAAAGUUCAAACUCACUUGUUGCUUAAUAAAGCAAAACAACUUUUUGACAAGGAAAACUCUGGAUAUCGUGUAUUGCUUAGAGAUGAAAAAACCGAAGAUCUCGAAAGGAUGUAUCGCCUUUUUUCUAGUAUCAAGAAUGGGUUGGAUCCUCUUUCUGCUGCGUUCAAAGACCAUGUUACUUCUGAGGGUUUGUCUCUAAUUCGACAGGCAGAUGAUGCACUGACAACCAAGAAGGAAGACAAAGCUGCAGUGGCUUCGCAAGAGCAGGCUUUCGUCAGAAGGGUGAUCGAAUUGCAUGAUAAGUACUAUGCCUAUGUGACAAUUUCCUUUAAAAAGGAUAGUCUUUUCCAUAAGGCACUUAAGGAGGCAUUCGAGGUGUUUUGCAACAAGAAGGUCGGUAACAGCUUGGUUGCAGAAUUGUUGUCUACCUAUUCUGAUGGUGUCCUUAGGAAAGGUGGAAGCAAUGAGAAACUGGAUGAUGAUGCCAUUGAGGAAGCCCUUGAAAAGAUUGUAUGCCUGCUUGCUUAUCUCGAUGACAAAGAUUUAUUUGCUGAGUUCUGUAAGAAAAAGCUUGCUCUCCGCCUUCUGUUCGAUAAGAAUAGUGCCGAAGAUCAUCAUGAGAGGAGCUUUUUGUCAAAGUUGAAGCAGCAAUGUGGUGCUCAGUUUACCUCGAAAAUGGAAGGCAUGGUCCAUGAUUUGGAAUCAGCAAGGAACACGCAGAUCAGAUAUAAGGAGGAAUAUACAAACAAAAUCGAUUAUAAGGAGGAAAAUACAAACAAAAUCGAGUUCAAUGUCACUGUCCUUACUACAGGAUACUGGCCAAAUUACAAAACUAUCGAUCUGAGGUUACCUGGCGAGAUGGUAGAAUGUGUGGGGUCUUUCAAGGAGUUUUAUCAGAUAGAUAAAAAGAACAGGAAACUUACAUUCUUAUACUCCAUGGGUUCUUGCAACGGCACUGCAAAGUUUCAGAAAAAACCUAUAGAGCUUAUUGUGACGACUCACCAAGCUGCUGUGCUGGUGCUAUUCAACGACUCAGAUAAAUUAAGUUAUUCAGAUAUCAGGGACCAACUAAACUUAACAGAUGAUGACGUUGUCAGAUUGCUCCACUCGCUUUCUUGCGCAAAGUACAAGAUCCUAGCCAAAGAACCUAAUACAAGAACCAUAUCUCAGAAGGACAGCUUCACAUGGAAUGUCGAGUUCACUGAUAAAAUGAGGAGGAUCAAGAUUCCUUUACCCCCUGCUGAUGAAAAGAAGAAGGUGACUGAAGAUGUUGAUAAGGGUAGGCGUUACGCGAUUGAUGCUUCUAUUGUGCGGAUUAUGAAGGCUCGUAAGGUCUUGCAAUACAAUGACCUGGUGACAGCUUGUGUGGAGCAGCUAAGUAGAAUGUUUAAGCCCGAUUUCAAGGUUAUCAAGAAGCGGAUUGAAGAUUUGAUCUCUCGAGAAUUUCUUGAGAGGGAGGAGGGCAGUGCGAACACGUUUAGGUAUCUGGCUUGA
This is a messenger RNA of Papaver somniferum (opium poppy), 2253 nucleotides long. Its product is annotated as cullin-1-like. Gene Ontology annotation, biological process: ubiquitin-dependent protein catabolic process; protein ubiquitination. The record is from RefSeq and is a predicted model, not a curated record. Gene Ontology annotation, cellular component: cullin-RING ubiquitin ligase complex. The coding region runs from base 1 to 2253 and encodes 750 amino acids. Gene Ontology annotation, molecular function: ubiquitin protein ligase binding. NCBI's taxonomy places the organism in Eukaryota, Viridiplantae, Streptophyta, Magnoliopsida, Ranunculales, Papaveraceae. The transcript has a single exon.